Molecule: messenger RNA, 6721 nt
Organism: Paramuricea clavata
Lineage: Eukaryota; Metazoa; Cnidaria; Anthozoa; Malacalcyonacea; Plexauridae
Source: the annotation of a GenBank genome assembly
CCGUUGUUUUUAAUUUUUUUCCAGGCAAUUCAGACACAAACUACUCAUUAAUAGUACACUUUCCCUGCUCUUUGUUAUUUCAGAAACCUUGCUGAAAAAAGACGAGGAAAUCAACGCUCUCUCCAGAUCCGUAGAACAACUGCGAUCCUACAUCGGCGAUGUUAGACCGAGCCAAGAAGCUAAAAAACUGAGUGAAGCCAACAAGCGACUAACAAACAACAUGCAAGUACUAACUGAUGAAAACAACACCCUACACUCAACUGUGAAGUUACUCAACGUUAGACUGUCAGCGAUUUUGGAAAUAGUCUCGAUCCACGAAACGGAGCUGACCAGACAUGGGGGUGUGACGGGGGUUAAUGGGGGUAACGAGGGCUUAUUGAGGACGUGGAGGGAGAAAGUGUUUGCUCUCAUGGUGCAACUGCAGUCACAGAAGAUUGUUGAAAAUGAGACGAAGCGAAAAGAAGACGCCAAGGUUCUUGUUUAAAGUCCAGGUCCAACGAGGAUAAGAGUUCAUGAAAGUUCCCAGUCGCGCAUUUUUGCUGCGAUUUUAGUUGCGAUUUUCUCCUUUUGAAGGAUGUGAAGGAGUAGAUCAGUUAUAAAUGUUCCAGGUUAUGAAAUCUCAUAACAACAUCAUCACAGAAUAAAGACAUACAGAAGUGUAACCUCCAUUACAAAACCGUAAGGCGCUUUUUACUGAAAUAGCUGGCGGCCAUGUUCUUAGCAAGUGCCUAAAAAGAGGCAUUCACCCCCCUGGAAUAUUAAAUUUUCAAUAUGUUUUCAGGGGGGUGACUGCCUCUCUUUAGGGCACUUGCUAAGAACAUGGCGGACUGAAAAAAUCCCUUACGCACUUUUAAUAAGGAGAUACACUUCUGUAUGUCUUUAUUCUGUGACAUCAUUAAGUAAUCUACUCCUUCACAUCCUCCAAAAGGAGAAAAUCACAGCAAAAAUUUUAAGCUCUAGAUGUUAAAAAUAAAGGUUUGAUGAAUGUUCCAACUAUGCUUCAACUUCAAUAGAAUACAUGAUAGUGUUGGGAAAGCAUUAAGAACAGCUAACCAAGCUCGCGUGACUGCCAACUCUCAUGCACUCUCGUCCUCGUUUCAUCCAGGCUCAACUCAUUUUCAACCUUGUAGGGGACAUCUAUAAGGCGAACAAUGUAAAACUGAACACUGCAUUGUCUGAUAAAACUAUACAGUAUAAAUAAAGUUUGAAAUUAUUUUCAUCAUUUUUCAGAUAAGCGGUUUAAAUUCGCAAUUGCAAGAACUCGAACGAAGCAACUCCAUUUUAAAUCACAAGCUUGCAGACCAAGAAGCUGCCAUCGAACUGGAGAUAAAGAAACGAACGGCACUACAACAAGAAAAUGGAAAACUACGAGAAGAAAAUGCUGUGUUCAAGAAACAGGAAGAGCAGUGGUCAACGCAUUUUCAAGCUCUACGCAGAUCCACAGAGGACGUUGAGAAGAUGUUGUUGCAAUCACUGACAAACUUGAACAAAACUGUUUCCAAGUUAACUUCGUUUGAUCAACGACUAACGUUCGCCGGUUCACGGAUUCAGUUCAUAUCAGGUAUGGUAUGUUGGUGGUACAAUGAUUAGAGACUAACGUCCGUAUUCUAAAAGCUCACUCGCACUCAAUGAGUGGAGGUUCAAUCUGGGCUUCUCUUGAGUGUCAAUGCUGUUUUUGAAUAGCUGGAGGGUUAGUGUCGUACCUUACUAUCUGACUACUCACCUUCCAGCUAUUCAAAAACAGCAUUGAUACUCAAGAAAAACUCAGAUUGAACCUCCACUCAUUGAGGAGUGAGCUUUUAGAAUACGGGCGUAAGACUCCUGUGACUGGUUUCGAUUCCUGCAAUGUGCAGUUGUCAUAUUAUAAUUUCGCUUCAGUUGCUGUUCAGGAGAAUGCUUGCUACCAAACCCCGCAGGUCCUCCAGUUUAGUUGCCCAUUAGACGAUGGCCCUUACUGGAACUCUCGGCUUAUAAGGGAGAUAGUUACAUACAUACAUACAAUGAUACAUACAUACAUACAUACUUUAUUGUGUUCUCAAAGAGGCUUUUCAACACUAAUUUACAUGGAAUGCUGAUUAAAAAACAAGGUUAAGAUUACAUAUAUAAAAUUUACUAGGAAAAAUCUUCUAUUAUUAAAAUAGUCCAUUACUAAGAAUACAAUCUGUCUAACAUGUCUUUCUUUAAUUUAUUCUUAAAACUUCUCAGAGAUGGCAUUUGUUUUGUGUUAUUGUCCAGAUCAUUCCAUAGUUUCACCCCUCUAUAAUGAAAUGUUCUCUGGCCAGUGGUGGUAUUAUAAAUCGGUAUUUGGAGGAGCUCUCGGUUACGAGUGUUACAUUCAUGUAUAUUUGAUCGUUUACUAAAUUUAUUGCACAAGUAAGGUGGGGCUAGAUUGUUAAUACACUUGUACAUCAAAACUGUAUCUCUAAAAAGGAAGUGUUCCUUAACUGGAAGCCAAUUCAGUUCUUGCAGUUUUGGUGAGAUAUGAUCGAACUUCUUGCUGUUUGUCACGAUCCUACUAACAUACAACUUCUAAAAAGUUUAAACAGACGAUAUUUUAUGUAUAUAAGAAAGAACUAGUUAUUUCAUUUGUUUGUAUAGAAUUCUUGGUCCACCGUGAUUUACAGCAGAAAACUAAAUCAUAUGAUGAAGAUGGUAAAGACGGUGAAGUAAUUCCUGGUAAGGUAUCGAGUGGCUGCACUCUGCAGAUGUUAGAUCUUAAUAUAAUACCUCUACGCACAAUUAACAUUUGAAGGUUAAAAUCCUGCAUGGUUAAACUAAUGUUAAAGUAUGAAGCAUAUUAGCGCCAAUCUCUCUUUUAUUGUAUUUUUUUAUUUUUGACAUAAAGCCAGAGGUCUGUAAGUUAACACUGGCCCGCUUGCCCGGGGCAAGUGAAUAUCAUGACGGUCAAGUAAACGUUUUAUCUUGCUUGCCCGAUUGGACAAGUUGUCUUGCCACAAAAGCUGGGCAUCUUUAAGUUUAUGUUUUCAUUGUCGGAUAAAUUUAUUUAUAGUGCAUGCAUGUACUUGAUUCGAAUUUUGUUUUUUGUGAGCCAAAGCUAGAUCUGAGGCAGUAUAACAUAGCCAUACAGAACAGUGGGAGAGCAGGUCGACAUGUUGUCCCCUUAAUUUAUACCCCCUACCUAGGUAGUAGAUACCCCAGUGGCCAUUGUCUGAUGGCAAGUGAAUUUUAUUCAGGGCAACUAAUUUUCAUAUCCAACUUGCCCUGAGGGCUAGUGGUCAAAAAAAGUAAAGUUACACCACUGAAAGCCGUUUUUGUCCAAAUUUUUUGUAAUUGUUUGACUCGUUUAGACGAAUCAACUCGUGAAAAUGAAGAACAUUUAAAAUCUGAAGUUGAAAGACUUCUUAAAGAGAGAGCAGUGUUAUUGAAUGAAACCAAAAAGCACAACCAAACUUUACAAGAGAAAACGUCCGCACUACAGGAGCAAUACGAGGGCGUAAUUGGAGAGAAAAAUACCCAAAUUGGAAAGGUAUGUAUGUGCCUUUCGAUGCAUUUGUGAUUCAACCAAUUCCAUGCAAAGAUUCACAAUGAUUUUGUCACAGCUCGAAGUAUCGGAAUCAGAGAAGAAAGAAAGGCUUCACUCGUUGCAAGAUCAACUGGAAACAAAAUGUGAGGAACUGGAAGAAGCCUCGGAAACGAUCGAGGAACUUAAGUUGUCUUUAAGUAAAGAGAAAACUACCAUCGAGAAAGGUACGUUGUGAACUUUUAUAUUUUCAAAAUCCUUACAACAAACAACAACAACGAGAACAACUACGACAACAACGACCACAACAACAACAACAACAACAACAACAACAACAACAACAACAACAACAACAACAACAACAACAACAACAACAACAACAACAACAACAACAACAACAACAACAAUAACAACAACAACAACAACAACAACAACAACAACAACAACAACAACAACAACAACAACAACAACAACAACAACAACAACCACAACAACAACAACAACAACCACAACAACAACAACAACAACAACAACAACAACAACAACAACAACAACAACAACAACAACAACAACAACAACAACAACAACAACAACAACAACAACAACAACGAACAACAACAACAACAACAACGAACAACAACAACAACAACAACAACAACAACAACAACAACGACCACAACAACAACAACAACAACAACAACAAGCAACAACCAACAACAACAACAACCAACAACAACAACAACCAACAGCGACAACAACCAACAACAACAACAACAACCAACAGCGACAAUAAUAACAUAUAUAGUUCUUUGCCGACUAAAUAAAAAUGAACAACAACGACAGCACAAUCCUCCACCACAAACAACAGCCACAACAACACCAAAAACAGGGCGCCACCACUACAAACAACAACCACCAUCAAUAACUACAAUAUUAUUCUAUCCUAUUUUCAAUCCCUAGAACAUCGUGAAGCGAUGGAAAAAGAGCGGCUUAGAAACGCUGAAGAUAUGAGUAUGAUAGAAAUCCAACUGAACGACGUUCGUCGUGAACAUGCUAAGGCCGUAGCAGCAUUGAAAAAUGCAGAGAGACAAGUGAGCCGUGAGAAACAGCAAGCAGGUAAUAUGGUGGCGAAUAUUGAACGAGAAUAUAGCGAGAAACUAGCAAGAUGCGAGAAGCAGUUGAAAAGUGUUGAAAAAGAAAGGAAUUUAUUGAUGGUCAGAAUUCGUGAAGAUAGGAGUCAUGUUGUCAGAUCUCAACCAGUUACUGGUACGUGUAAUACAUAAUACAGGAGUGGAUCCAGACAGAUUUGUUUGGGAGGCAGGGUCUUAGCUAGGAUUUUAGAUCUUGGGAGUGUUUCUAAUAACCAGGAUGUGCACAUGUCAAUUACUUUGAAUAGCCAAAUUCACGGUUCUAGUUAUACUCGCCGACAACAGACAAUGUCUGUGGUUGUUCUAUGCUUUGCAACCAAAUACAAGGCGAGCAUACGCUCAUAUUGCAUUUAACACCAUACAGUUCCCAUUAUCCAUCAAAACAUUAAAACAUCACGGAUCACUUUAAUUUGCCAAUUUCAACAACAACAACAACAACAACAACAACAACAACAACAACAACAACAACAGUAGAUUUUACAAAUUUUCUUACGACAUAAAUUGGAAGAAAUUCUGUCUGUUGUAAGUAGCACCACCUUAUUUUACGAAUCUACAUGGCCUUAUAUAAAUAGUGAAGCCGCGUUCAUUUUAUCUAGCCGUGUUUUUCCACGGCCAACACGGCCCUCUAGCUAAGACCCUUUGGGAGUGCUCAUCGGGUCAACGGUCGCACCUAAAACCAAGUGCAUAGUCAUAAUCAUAUAGUUUUUGUUCUUCUCCACUCCAAGCUUUCAAACAAAGUUAUUUUUCCUCAAUCUGGUCUACUUUAUAGCCUGGUUAUUAUAGAAACUGACGUACUAUUUCGUAAAACUGAUUUAGUUAUUUGGCAUCUUAAAUCUUGAAGUUUUCUUGUUGAAGAAUGAAAGUAGUGAUAUAUUAUAAGUUGGUCAUUGAGCUCAGUUGUGUUGCCAUCUAAUCAAUAUACACUAGUUAAUUUUGGAUGACUUUAAGACUCCCUAGCCGCCUACUUUAACAACACAGCCGCCUAUACUCAGAAUAAUUCUGAAAGCCUUGAACCAAAUACUUUAAGAGAAAGCCCUUCCUUGAACAUAGGGUCUUGGACAACAGUACAGUUUAGAAGUGAUGGAGUUAUUUACUAUAUCACUGUGAGGUUUUUAUUUUAAAUUUUGUAUAACAAUUUUGUUUUAGGACGAGACAAUUCCACAAAGGGAAACCGCCUUUUGAAACCAGUGAAAACAUCAAUCGCUAAACAAUCUCUCGAAAAGAACAGGACACAGGAGAACACUGUGGAUGAUGAGGAAUCUGAAAGUAUCAAGCCAAUAGAUGCCGAAGAGGCUUUAACAGCCUUAAAGGAGAUUAAGGUAUUAUCACAACAAAUUGUUAAGUUACACGACAAAAGUAGUGAUGUAUCUACCUCUGAGUCGGAAUUGUAGGAGAUUAAGGUAUACAGCUAUUUCAAUUAAGGUUGUCCACGAGCAAAGCGGAAAAGUCGAAUACGAGCGCGAAAGACUGCUAGGAAUCGCUAAAAAAUUCUUUAAUUUUUUUAGCGAUUCCCAGCAGCCUUUCGCGCUCGUAUUCGACUUUUCCGCUUUGCUCGGGGACAGCCUUAAUUGAAAUAGCUGUGUAUUAUCACAAAAAACAUGAGGAAAAGGGAAGAUCAUAGAAAAUUAGGAUCCUAUAGUGAUUUAGGAUUAUCUCAGAGAGAUUAAGGAUUCUGUAUCUGAGUCUGAAUUAUAAGAGAUUAAGGCCAAAUAUAUUAUCACAAAGAGAUGGGGGAAUGAUCAUACAGAGAUCAAGGAUUAUCCUAAAGAGAUUAAGAUAAUCUCAAAGAGAUUAAGGAUUCUCUCAAAGAGAUUAAGGAUUAUCUCAAAGAGAUUAAGGAUUAUCUCAAAGAGAUCAAGGACUCUCUCAAAGAGAUUAAGGAUUAUCUCAAAGAGAUAAAGAAUUAUCUCGAAGAGAUAAAGGUUAUCUCAAAGAAAUAAAGGAUUAUAUUGAAAGAGAUUAAGGAUUAUUUCAAAGAGAUUAAGGAUUAUUUCAAAGAGAUUAAGGCUCAUAGAGAUUAAGAUAUUAUCCCAGCGAAUUGUCAAGUUGACAAAACUAACGUAGUCUCUGCUUCGGAUUUUGAACUUGCAAG